Molecule: messenger RNA, 1017 nt
Organism: Salvelinus namaycush (lake trout)
Lineage: Eukaryota; Metazoa; Chordata; Actinopteri; Salmoniformes; Salmonidae
Exons: 12
Coding region: 1-1017 (338 amino acids)
Biological process (GO): mitochondrial fusion
Source: RefSeq, a predicted model, not a curated record
AUGCCUGGGGUUCGUGAUCGUCGACAGGUGGACAGCAACAGCGACUUCGAAGAGGAAACAACUGUCCUGGAUGAGGUCCAGUUGGAUGUGCCAUUGGAUGAUGUGCCAGAUGUUCCACAGCUGCCAUUCCUCCCUGAUGUCCAGAAUGCUGCUAUCAUCCAUGAGGAUGUGCCAGAUGUGCAGACUAUCCUUGAGAACAAUGCCGAUCCGGUGGUUAAAGCUUGGAGAACUUUCCAGUUCAUCAGCCCCAUCAUCACGUACAUGCGUGGGGGAUCCCAGCAGGUGGUGGUGAGGAUGCACCACGUGAGUAGGGUGAGAGGCCUGGAGACUCAACUGGUGUGGGCCAUCUCCAAGGAGACAGCCAGGCUUAGUCCAGAGGGCAUCCCCUACUGUGCCACCAAAGUGCAGUCCAUCACUUGGAUCCAGCGUGUGGCUGGCAGGGUGACCCACUAUGCGUCUCACCUCCGCCACGAGACGUCUGUGGACGUGACGCUUGGCUGCUACCAGCAGACUGAUGUCUCAGUGGUGUACGCCACUCUCCACAUGGGGCUGGACGGGCUUCUCUCCUCUUCAGCGUGGUCGGAGGCUGCCUCCUUCUCUACGCCCACCACUCAGCAGUUCACUGACCCAGAGCCUGAGGGCCACAACUGCUAUGAGGGCUGGGAGGAGGACCUGCUGCCUGAGGAGAGGGAGGUUCCUCUGCUAAACCUCUACCUUACCACCAAGAGAGUGGAGGACAUCGCCCUGAGGCUCGUCUCCCUGCGCCAGGCCUUCACUACCCUGCUUGGUUCCACCCUGAGCAGGAACCAUCUGUUUGUGGCGGGAAAGGUCCUCCUGGGCGCACUGGUUCAGGCCAACCACAUGGACGAGGCCAAGUUCAUCCUUACCUAUAACGACUUUGUGGACUACCUGAGUGACCCCUCCAAGCGGAAUGACAUUGCGAGGGAGCUGGCUGAGGCAAAGAUCCAUCAUGUGAACAUGAUAGAUGUCCUCUUUGAGCUGGUGCUGUUUUGUUGA